Penicillium robsamsonii is the source of this 3108-nucleotide messenger RNA. RefSeq lists its product as uncharacterized. Gene Ontology annotation, biological process: oligosaccharide metabolic process; protein N-linked glycosylation. The transcript has 6 exons. Bases 1 to 3108 code for a protein of 1035 amino acids. Gene Ontology annotation, cellular component: endoplasmic reticulum membrane. The record is from RefSeq and is a predicted model, not a curated record. Lineage: Eukaryota; Fungi; Ascomycota; Eurotiomycetes; Eurotiales; Aspergillaceae. Gene Ontology annotation, molecular function: Glc3Man9GlcNAc2 oligosaccharide glucosidase activity.
AUGGUUUUACUCGACGGGAAAGAAGUCAUCACAGAGGAAGAGAAGCGACUAAGGGAAGACCGCGAGAGAACAAAGUAUUGGAAGCGUUGGGGACCGUACGUGGCAGAGAGACAAUGGGCCACAGUCAGAGAGGAUUACAGUGAAGAUGGCGACGCUUGGAGCUACUUCACUCAUGAUCACGCAAGAUCGAGAACGUUCCGCUGGGGCGAAGAUGGAAUCGCCGGUGUAUCUGAUACACACGGCAUACAGAACAUUGCCUUUGCAUUCUGGAAUGGCGAAGACGACUUCCUAAAGGAACGCCUGUUCGGUUUGUCGAACCCUCAGGGUAAUCAUGGCGAGAGUGUCAAGGAGGCACAUUUCCAUGUGGACAACACCCCGACGCAUUCCUACAUGAAAUUCCUCUACAAGUACCCCCAGAGAAAGUUCCCCUAUCAAGACCUUGUCGAUGAGAACGCCAAGCGCUCACGCUUGGAGAAAGAGUAUCAGAUCCUGGAUACCGGUAUCUUCGAUGAGAACCGCUACUGGGAUAUCUACAUCGAGACUGCCAAGGAUGCUGACGACGAGGAAGAAUUGAACUUCCGUGUCAUUGCGUAUAACCGUGGCCCCGAGCCGGCUCAUCUACACAUCGUCCCCCAUGUCUGGUUCCGAAACACGUGGGCCUGGGGUGAUGAAAAGAAGACGGAAAGACCAUCGAUCAAAAAAGAGGGUCCGUUGGUAGCCAAAUCAAAGCACAGCAAAAUUGGCGAGCGAUAUGUCUCUUUUGCACCAUCACCUCCAGUGGGAUCUAGCGAUGAAGAUAUCCAGCCUCAGAUGAUGUUCACCGAGAACGAGACCAACAACAAGUUGCUAUGGGAUACCGAGAACACCACACCCUAUGUCAAAGACGCAUUCCACCGCCAUAUCGUCGAAGAAGAGAAGGACGCAAUCAACCCAGAUAAUGAAGGUACCAAGUUCGCUGCCUGGUACGCCUUCAACAACGGCGAGGGAGUUCCUCCCGGCGAAUGUGCCGUGGUCCGUUUCAAGGUGUCCCGUAAGAAGGAAGAAUUCGUCGACGAAGAAGUUCUGGACGAUGUGGUUGAACAACGCCGUGCUGAUGCGGAUGACUUCUACUAUCACCUCAACCCUCUCCCCAUGAGCGAUGAUCUCCGCAACAUCCAGCGUCAAGCCUUCUCCGGAAUGAUGUGGUGCAAGCAGUACUACAACUUCGUCUGGGAUCAAUGGGCCAACGGUGACCCCGCUGAAAUUCCUCCUCCGCCAGGCCGAAAGGGCAUUCGUAAUGAGCAGUGGCGUCAUCUGUACAUUGACGAUAUCCUGUCCAUGCCGGACUCUUGGGAGUACCCAUUUUUUGCUGCGUGGGACACUGCAUUCCACUGUAUCCCACUGGCCAUGAUGGAUCCCGAUUUCGCAAAGAAGCAACUUGACCUCCUCACCCGUGAGUGGUACAUGCACCCGAACGGUCAGCUGCCUGCGUACGAGUGGAACUUUGGCGAUGUGAAUCCUCCUGUGCACGCAUGGGCUGUGUUCCGCACGUUCAAGAUUGAGCGCAAGAUGUACGGACGACAGGAUUUGGACUUCCUGGAACGUGUCUUCCAGAAAUUGCUGCUCAACUUCACCUGGUGGGUGAACCGCAAGGACUCUGGUGGCAAGAAUGUGUUUGAGGGUGGCUUUUUGGGACUCGAUAACAUCGGUCUGUUCAACCGCUCGGAGCCAUUGCCCACUGGCGGUGUCCUUGAGCAAGCGGACAGCACUGGCUGGAUGGCCUUCUACUGUCUGACCAUGCUCAACAUCGCUCUCGAGCUGGCCAAGCACCGUCGCAUAUAUGAAGACAUUGCAUCCAAGUUCUUCGAGCACUUCUUGCUCAUCAGUGAUGCAAUGACCUUCCGUUCCGGCGAUGACACUAUCCAGUCACUCUGGAACGAAGAAGAUAGCUUCUACUACGAUGCCAUCUCCUACGGCGGUCCAUGGACCCAGCAGCUACCCAUCAGAUCCCUCGUCGGUUUGAUCCCGCUGUACGCGGUUCUCACCCUAGAGCCCGAGCUCAUCAACCAAUUCCCCUCGUUCAAGCGACGCGUGGACUGGUUCAUCGAGAACAAGCCAGACAUCGCCGAGCGCAACAUCGCCAGCAUGAAGAACCGCGGCAAAGACGACCGACUCCUCCUCGCCCUCGUCAGCAAAGACCGUCUCAUCAAGAUCCUCGAGCGAAUGCUCGACGAAACAGAGUUCCUCUCUGAGCACGGUAUCCGCUCCAUGUCUAAGUUCCACCAAGACAACCCCUACUCCAUGGACGUCAACGGCCAAACCUUUAAAGUUGGCUACGUCCCCGGUGACUCCGACUCCUCCCUCUUCGGCGGCAACAGCAACUGGCGCGGCCCUAUCUGGCUCUGUGUCAACUUCCUCCUCGUCGAGUCCCUCCUCCGCUUCCACAUGUUCUACGGCGACACCCUUCAAGUAGAGUGUCCCAGGGGCUCAGGUGACUACAUGCACCUCGGACACGUAGCAGAAGAACUCCAGCACCGCAUGCAACACCUCUUCGCGCGCAACGACGAAGGCCGCCGCGCCGUCAACGCCGGCUCAGACCUCCUCGAUUUCGACGAGCACUGGAAGGACAACCUCUGGUUCCACGAGUUCUUCGAUGGUGACAGCGGACGCGGACUGGGUACAUCGCACCAGUGUGGAUGGACAGGUCUAAUCGCCAAGAUCAUCCACGACACCGGUGUCAACUGUCGUUUACCACAGACACCGCGAUCACCCUUUGCCGCGGCAUCGCACUACUUCGACGACAUCUUCUCCCGUUCCGGUCGACCGCGUGGCUCCAGCCGUCCGUCUAUCCGUCGUUCAUCGACUACACGUUCCAUCGGGAACCGUAGUGAUUUCUACUCUGGUGAGGCUACGCCUGCUGCAACGGUGGAUGACGACGGCCAGAGUCGCGGUGCUAGUCGUGCAGGCAGUCGGAGGGGUAGUACUGCGGAUCCUGAUAACCAGGAUCAUGUGGACCACUAUGUGGAGAGUCAGUUGCAGCGGGUUCGCAGCUCUGCUUCAAUUGCUGCGUAUGAGGAUGAGUUUGAGACGAGGGCCGAUAGGGCUGAGAAGGAGAAUGGGCAGAAGUGA